Messenger RNA from Caenorhabditis remanei, 990 nucleotides. RefSeq lists its product as uncharacterized. Bases 1 to 990 code for a protein of 329 amino acids. The record is from RefSeq and is a predicted model, not a curated record. NCBI's taxonomy places the organism in Eukaryota, Metazoa, Nematoda, Chromadorea, Rhabditida, Rhabditidae. The transcript is spliced from 6 exons. Gene Ontology annotation, molecular function: protein binding.
AUGUCCUGGUCCCAAUUGACUGUUAGACUUCAACAAAGAGUUGUCGGAUGGUUGGAUUACGAGUCAAGAUGCCAACUCCGUUCCUGCUCAAAAGACGAUAGGGAUACUGUAGAUUCCACAAAGUUUAUUGCAUCGAAACUGAAAAUUAGUGAGAGUCGAAGUGAAAUGUCAGAGGGAAAAACAAUCAUCCGUUGUGAUCUAGACACUUUUACAAUCUGGUUCAUUGGAAAAGAGAAUAUAACAAGAGUUGAUAGAGGAUGGAAUGGAGAAAUAAUUGAAGGAUUAUCUGAAAUCAAACAGGAAAAUCGACAUGAUAUUACUAGACAAUUCUUGCAAAAAAUAACAAACAAUGGAGUGAUUCAAAUGAAUUCUCUGGAAUUUGAAUGCAUCGAAUUCGAUUAUCCUGACAACUGGAAACCGAAAUGUGACAUUUUGAGAGUGUUCAACAUACCCGAACAGCAUUAUCUGAAUUGGAUCAGGAAUUUGUUCGAAAACUGCCGAAAACUGAAAGCACUGGAAAUCAGAUGUUGGGGAGAAUACCCCGAAAUCGAUAGAAUGUUAUCUGAAUGUGAGGUUUUUGAAUCUCUGAAAUGUGAUCAUGAUACACAUUUGACUGAUGAGGAUUUAGAGAGAAUGAAGGCAAUAGAUUUGAGAAUUUCUUCGGAUAGAAUAACUGUAGAGGGAGCGAAGAAAAGAUUGGAGUUAUUCCUGAAAUAUGGAAAAAAGGAUGACCAACUGGAGCUCCGUUUUCUGAAGCCGGAAAGUUUCGAUGCGGAAAUAGAUCUUUUCUCGAAGUCUCUUGUGAUCAAAACUGUAGGAAAAGAUGAAUCUGGCGAUUUCACCGGAAAGAUUGUCGGAGGCUUUGAGAAUGUUCAUGGAGUACGAAAUCCAAGAGAUAUCGAAUGUGUUCUUUUCGAUGAAACCAUGAGAAUUUGGUGUACUCUUCCAUAUGAACAUGAUCCAAUUCCGUUUGCAUUGUAUCCAUUUUAA